Molecule: messenger RNA, 1011 nt
Organism: Colletotrichum navitas
Lineage: Eukaryota; Fungi; Ascomycota; Sordariomycetes; Glomerellales; Glomerellaceae
Product: 2OG-Fe(II) oxygenase family oxidoreductase
Exons: 1
Coding region: 1-1011 (336 amino acids)
Biological process (GO): peptidyl-proline hydroxylation to 4-hydroxy-L-proline
Cellular component (GO): endoplasmic reticulum
Molecular function (GO): iron ion binding; procollagen-proline 4-dioxygenase activity; L-ascorbic acid binding
Source: RefSeq, a predicted model, not a curated record
AUGACUGGCCUUCUCACCAAGCUCCUGGGCCUCUCGGCCUACACUGGGCUCGUCGCCAUCACCCUGCCCUACAUCCAGCAGUGCGAUACCCCCUCGCGCGCCCUGGCGUCCCUUAAUGCCCUCCUCUCGCCCCCGCCAGACGACACCUUCGUCCAAAACGCGCCGGCGGAGCCCUUCGUCUGCGCCGCCCAGAACUACACGACGCAGAUCGUCUCGCUCGACCCGCUUGUCAUCUACAUCCGCGACUUCCUCAACGAGGCCGACAUCGCCGGCCUCCUGGCGGCGGGCGAGGACGGGUUUCGCCCGAGCUACGUUUUCAAGGACGGCGUCGCGCAGGGCACGCCGGACCGGACGUCGUGGUCGGCGGGGCUGCCGGCCGAGGACGCGGUGGUGCGGUGCGUGACGCGGCGGGCCGAGGGGUUCAUGGGCGCGGCGCUGGCGCCGGGGCGCGACGAGGUCGGCGCGCCGCAGCUGGUGCGGUACACGGCGGGGCAGCGGUUCAACGUGCACCACGACUGGUACGACACGUUCCAGCCGGACGCGCGGACGGGGCGGGACCGGCAGUGGAACCGCUUCGCGAGCUUCCUGGCCGUGCUGGAGGACGGGUGCGCGGGGGGCGAGACGUGGUUCCCGCGGGUGCGGGCGGCGACGCCACAGCACCACCUGGCGGAAGAGGCGGAGGGGGCGCGGCACUGGAGGCGGCACGAGGACGGCGGGCUGGCGUUCCGGCCGGUGCGGGGCAACGCGGUGUUCUGGGUGAACCUGCACGCGAACGGGAAGGGCGACGAGAGGGUGGUGCACGCGGGACUGCCGGUGGCGUCUGGGGUGAAGACGGCGAUGAACAUCUGGCCGAGGCGGUACCUCGGGCCCGAGGCGUGGGCGGAUGGGGAGGAGCCCCCGGUGGAGGAGGAAGACGGCGACGCUGCGGGGGCUGGCGAGGGCCGCAUGGGAGGGGAUGAGGAUGUUGAGGAGGAUCUGGUGGUUGACGAUGCUGAGGUCGAUCCGAUCUAG